AUGCUGGACGUGUCCCUCUUCAUCUUCUGUCUCGAUGCUGGACGUUAUUCGUGCGGUGCCGGUGAGGGCAGUAACAGUACUCUGUUUGUAUUCGUAGUAUUCGUGCGGUACCGGUGCGGGCCGGCGGUGCCGGUGCAGCUGCUCCCUGACGCCAGCGUCUUGGACCUAAAGGAGCUGGUGGGGGGGCAGCAGGGGGUCCCAGCCCAGAGACUCAGGGUCCUGUUCGCUGGGAGGGAGCUCAGAGACACACACACCCUACAGGGCUGUGACCUCACAGAACAGAGCACCGUCCAUGUUGUCCUCCCUUCAUCAGGCUCCUCCUCCUCGCCAUGGGGGGGGGAGGGGCCUGAUAGAGGUCUGACCCGGCUGGAUCUCUCCUUCUCACGCCUCCUCUCCUCCUCCAGCCUCGCAGACAUCCUGCAGGACAGGGAGGAGGGAGGAGACCGGGGAGGAGACCGGGGAGGAGACCAGGGAGGAUACGAGGGAGGAGUCCAGGGAGGAGUCCAGGGAGGAGUCCAGGGAGGAGUCCAGGGAGGAGUCCAGCGAGGAGACAAGGGAAGAGACCAGGGAGGAGACCAUGGAGGAGUCCAGGGAGGAGACCAGGGAGGAGACCAGGUGAAAGGCGUGCGUCCCCGCAGUACUUUCUUUGUGUACUGUAAGCGCUGCAGCUCGGUCCAGCCGGGGAAACUCCGAGUUUGUUGUAGAAGCUGCAGACACACAACACUGGUACUCAGCAGGGGUCCGUCCUGUUGGGAUGAUGUCCUCCUCCGAGGUCGGAUAAGCGGCGUAUGUCAAUCAGAUGGUUGUCAAGGCAACGAGGCGGUAAGAGGGCGGAGCGUCAAUAUGGGCGACAGACUUCUCUUUGAUCUCAAAUCACACCCUCCUGAGGAGGACUACAGAGUUCUGGAACACUGUUGA
Etheostoma cragini (Arkansas darter) is the source of this 918-nucleotide messenger RNA. It is a transcript of the gene prkn, whose product is annotated as parkin RBR E3 ubiquitin protein ligase. The transcript is spliced from 6 exons. Bases 1 to 918 code for a protein of 305 amino acids. Lineage: Eukaryota; Metazoa; Chordata; Actinopteri; Perciformes; Percidae. Gene Ontology annotation, biological process: ubiquitin-dependent protein catabolic process. Gene Ontology annotation, molecular function: polyubiquitin modification-dependent protein binding. The record is from RefSeq and is a predicted model, not a curated record. Gene Ontology annotation, cellular component: cytosol.